Molecule: messenger RNA, 5012 nt
Organism: Spodoptera frugiperda (fall armyworm)
Lineage: Eukaryota; Metazoa; Arthropoda; Insecta; Lepidoptera; Noctuidae
Exons: 6
Coding region: 158-1993 (611 amino acids)
Source: RefSeq, a predicted model, not a curated record
GUGUUCUAUGGUUCGCACGCGUGCAUUUGCCUCCAUUCAGUCAUAGACUCAAAGCGCAUUCUAUUUUUUGAAUUUAACCGCGAAUUUUUAAACGAUUUUUUUUCGAACUUCUUUUUCUUCUUCGGUGAAUUUUUUUUUGAAGAAUAAGAAUUAUAAGAUGGUGCGCUUAUGCGCUGUAGUGGCGUUAUGCGCGCUCGUUGCGUGCGCCGGCGCAGCCGAGAGCUCCUCUCGUUUCCAACCAAGAAAACGUAAGACUGCGGACCUCCAGGCUGAUAAGCAGAUGGAAGUGGAUGAUAUGGUGAACAACCUUCUUCAGUGGAUCCAGGGCCUCUACCAACAGAAGAACAGGAAAGCUCGUCAGUACUUCGGAGGGAAACCAGAGAAACCGAGGCCCUUUGAACCGGCAAACAACUAUCUUCCACCUGCCACUGGGUACCCAGCCGCUGGAACCCGUCCAUCUCCGACCUACAACGAGGGACCUUCACCCAGUCCCAGCCAACCGUCAUACCAGCCAAGCGAGACCUAUCAGCCACCUGAACAGUCCUACCAAACAAGCUACAAGCCCAGUCUUCCUACACAACCAGCUUAUCAACCAUCACAGCCGUCCUACCAACCGUCUCAACCUUCUUACUCUCCUAGCCCAUCAACUCCUAGUUACCAGCCAAGUCCAUCUUCACCAUCCUACCAGCCUUCUCAACCAGAACAGCAAUCUCCAAGCUACCCAUCUUCUCCUAGUUACCAACCAUCGCAGCCAUCCCAACCUAGCUACGAUUAUUCGAAACCAAGUUACCAACCGAGCCAGUCUGAUCAAACCACGCAAUCAAUCUACGUAUCCUCUGAAACUGGUAGCAUCAACACUGGUUCUAGUUCCAUUUCUACUUCUGGUUCAAGCUCUAGUUCUAGCAGUGUUAGCGGCUCAAUCUCUCAGACCACACAAACUCAAGUACAGACUGACGAUGAAGACCGCCACCCUCCUCACAUUCACGAGAUCUCCGUCGACUGCGGCAAAGAAAUGAUGACCAUCAACAUUGAAUUCAACAAAGUAUACAAUGGUCUUAUUUACUCCCAAGAUCACUACAACGAACCUGAAUGUGUCUACGUAAGAGAGAACUCGAACCAAGCCAAAUACUCCUUCACAGUCAGCUUGAACACUUGCGGUACUAGAUUCUACAGUGACUUCGAGAAUGAAGGUCAAGCAUACUUAGAAAAUGUUCUUGUUCUCCAAAACGAAGUUGGUAUUCAAGAAGUCUGGGAUCACAUCAGACGAGUCAGGUGUCUUUGGGAAGGUAACCUGAAGAAACAGCUGGUCCACUCCCUCAGUGUAGGUAUGUUGAACCAGAUCACCAGUAACUUCAGCGGAGACACUGCCAUGGCUAGGUUGGACAUUCAGACUGGUAGAGGACCCUUCGCUCCUGAAGCCAACGGUUUAGUCAAGAUCGGAGAAACUAUGACUCUAGUCGUCUCUGUAACUGGAGACGCUGGUUUCGACAUCCUCGUCAGAGAAUGUAUAGCUAGAGAUUCAGAGAACCGUAAUGUUGUUCCUUUGACUGACAGCAACGGAUGCGUUCUGAAGCCCAAGGUCUUUGGAGCCUUCCAGAAGACGAGAGACACUGGAAAUACCGGUGCUUCUAUCAUCGCUUUUGCUUUCUUCAACGCUUUCAAAUUCCCUGAUGAAAUGGACUUGAUUAUUCAGUGUGAGGUCGAACUUUGCAAGACUGACUGCGAUGUAUGCCCCAACCCUGGAAGUAUUGAGCCAAGGAGGAGGCGACGAGACAUCAUCCAUAUUGGAAACAGCACGAAGGAACCUUCCACGAUUAUUGGUAAAGGAUUGAGGGUCGUUUUAGCUGAAGAUCUUCCUGAGGCCACAGGAUUCUGUUUAUCACCUCCUGCUGCUUUAUGGGGAGGGUCUCUAGUACUUAUCUCUUCUUUGAUGAGCAGUAUCCUCGUCUCAUACUGCUGGCAGAAGUCCCGAGGAUCUGCCAAGUUUGCGUAAAGUAUUAUAACGUAUAUUUUAUUUAUAGACAUAUUAGGAACCGGGUGCUGAAAACUUCAUUAUACCAUUGUUAAAAUCCCAUAGUAUAAGUAUUUAUAAAUAACUGUUUGUAAAGAAAAAUGUCACAAAGAAUAUUAGGAUUAUGUCUUGUGUACAAUAUUAAUCAUCAAAAUGAUCCAACUGCAGAUUUUAUGGUCAAACUUUUAAAUGAAAACCUAUCAGGUUCUUACCCUUUUGUCUCUACCAAUUAAACAUUAAUUGAGACAGGAAUACACUUAUUCCAAUUCCAUUCCUACUACCAUAAUUACAUCAUGGCACGUUCAAGCACCAAAAGUUUUAUCAAAUUAUAAUGACGUUAACGCUAAGAAUGGAUUGCCUAUGUGAGUCUGCUAUGGGAAAAUCUACAGUAUUCCAUACAUGUGAUUGGUACGUGAGAUAGCGUCUUGCGCUAUUCAGUUUUUUGUAACCAUUCUUUUUAUUGUCAUUGUCUUCCGUCAGUAAAAUUGCGAGGCUUAUGCUAUUUUGUGGAGUCGUCUAUAUGAUUUGAAGUAUCUACGAAUUAUUUUACUUUUGUUAGGUCUGUCAUUUUGAUUUGUGCUUUAAAAUAAGUGCUGUAAAGUAUACAGGGUGUCCCUGAAAUCGACGUCCAACGGGCACUAGAUGAUCAGCAAGGUUCCAACUGUUAUCAAAAAAAUAUAAAAAAAAUUCUAAGUCCUACUGUUUUUAAAUUACAGUGACUUAUGUGUUAUCCACGAAAAAGUACACCCUGUGCCAGUCUUUUGACUCUUGUUGCUACAAAUCUCUAUUUUUUCGUCUGCAGUCUUCCUUACAUUAUCCUGAAUAGUGCUCCAGUAAUAUGGAAUCAUAAAUUCUUAGCCAACUGCUUUAGAUUGGAAAACAUUGUUAGUUUUAGAGGAACCAAAUACUCUGAAUAAAAUUUUCACCUUACUUUAAGUGACUGUACUGAAUAAAUUAUGUAUUGCGCUAGUAGUGGCAAAUUUCACCAAAGUUGGCGCAUUUAAUAAGGAUUAUAAAAUGGUAUAGCACUUUGCAAAUUAUUUCGUAAAUUCGACACAAAAAAAGAUUUUUCAAGGAAACUCCGUUUCGAUGAAUUUAUUUGAACUUACUAAUAUUUCUUCUAGUGUACUCAAAUCAUACGUUACAACCUCGUAUGCACUAGACAACACUUUGCACGCGAUUUGUUAUCAUCAUGUUGAAAAUCAGCGAGGAUCUCUUGUCAAACAACAUUGUCUGUCUACUCAUAAUUUCGCUUGCAGCUUUCGUCGGCAAUAUUACUAGACUUACUAGAGGAACUGAUGUUGUGAUUCAUGUUUCACUAAAUAAUAUUGAAUGAUUGCAAUAUAAUGUUCAUAGUGCAUCAAACAAUUAUCAAAUGUGUAGUAAAAUCAAAAGGAACGGACGCGGCAGCGUCAUGUAUACAGCAUAUCGACGCGGUAGUGGUAUGGUGUACAAUGUGUACAUGAGCCCUUACGCACAAUUACUCGUCAUAUCCCCAUCAAAAAAAAAAAAAAAAGAAAUGGGUUAAUCCUCCGAUUAAGUUACGUGUUCAUGCCUUGUGAUCAAAUGCGGGAUGAAGCAUCAAAUAUUCUUUAGUUUGUCGAGAAAGAGUUAUUUGCACCGUUACAAGGAAUUGCAGGUAAAGCAAAAAAAAAUUUAAAAAAUAAAUAAUCAACACGGCGCAAAAAAGCCAGUGGUCAGCUAAAAUGCCGAAGCCCGAGUACGAUGGCUCGAGAUGCACAACAUCAGUUCGUCUAGCGAUAAUAUUGCCGACGAAUGCUGCAAGCGAAUUCACGGGUAAACAGACAAUAUUGUUUGAUAAGAGAUCCUCGCUGAUUUUCAACAUGAUGAUAACAAAUAGCGUGCACAGUGCUGUCUAGUGCAUACGAGGUUAUAACGUAUGAUUUGAGUACACUAGAAGAAUUUUUAGUAAGUUCAAAUAAAUUCAUCGACACGGAGUUUCGUUGAAAAAUCUUUUUUUGUGUCGAAUUUAAGAAAUAAUUUGCAAAGUGCUAUACCAUUUUAUAAUCCUUAUUAAAUGCGCCAACUUUGGUGAAAUUUGCCACUACUAGCGCCAUACAUAAUUUAUUCAGUACAGUCACUUAAAGUAAGGUGAAAAUUUUAUUCAGAGUAUUUGGUUCCUCUUAAACUAACAAUGUUUUCCAAUCUAAAGCAGUUGGCUAAGAAUUUAUGAUUCCAUAUUACUGGAGCACUAUUCAGGAUAUUGUAAGGAAGACUGCAGACGAAAAAAUAAAGAUUUGUAGCAACAAGAGUCAAAAGACUGGCACAGGGUGUACUUUUUCGUGGAUAACACAUAAGUCACUGUAAUUUAAAAACUGUAGGACAUAGAUUUUUUUUUAUAUUUUUCUGAUAACAUUUGGAACCUUGCCGAUCAUCUGGUGCCUGUUGGACGUCGACUUCAGGGACACCCUGUAUAUUUCUGCUAAUUCCGAUUUUAAUUAAACAUAUUUAAGAGACUGGGUGCAGGUCGCUUCGAACCGGCCUAUCUGGAAGUCUUUGGGGGAGGCCUAUGUUCAGCAGUGAACGUCUUAUGGCUGAUAUGAUGAUGAUGAUAAAGAGAUACUAUGAUUUUAGGUGAUGGACUUUUGAUCAUCGAUUUGUAUAUUUUUUUAUAGUUAUCUAUAACGCUGAUGUGAAAACUGUGCAAGAAUAAAUAUUUAAGAAUGAAAACCGACACUGCCAAUAAAAUGCGAUGUUAUUUAUAAGUAAUAUAAUGUUAAAUAUUAUAACUAUGGAAUAUAUUCAUAGUCACCAGAUCCAGUGCACUUAUACAAGUGUAACAGAAAAGCAAUAUAGAACGUCUUUCUUUCUUUAUACACAAAGAAAAUUACGAAAAAGUAUUUUUAGAUUAUCGACCUUAUCUUAUCUAAGUGUAGUUAUAAAAUACAAUGUAACUAUAAUAAUAUAAUUAAGUUAUUAAUUAUAUUUUGUAAAUAUUAGUCGUAAGAAUUUUUGUAAGUAUUAAACUUGUAUUUUUAAA